Molecule: messenger RNA, 510 nt
Organism: Symbiodinium necroappetens
Lineage: Eukaryota; Dinophyceae; Suessiales; Symbiodiniaceae
Source: the annotation of a GenBank genome assembly
AUGGCAGCGCGCGAGGCCACAAACUUGGCCUGCCGAGCCUUCAGCGUGCAGAAAUCCGGGCGAGAUGAUUGUGUAGGUGGCGCAGAGGCAUCCGCUUUGCCGACGAUACCCACUGCCAGCAUCAAGCGGGUGAAAUGUCUGGACGAGCAUGAGUUUCGAAAGCUCCUGCGCUUCCGCCGUGAGCCAAGUGAGGAGAGCAGUGGCCUGCCCGUGGACCACGUCUGGGGAAUGGUGCCAGAGGAUCCACCGAAGCAGGCGCGGCCACCCAAGCAGACACUGCUUCGUGGAUUGCUUCUCCCCCAGCCCGACAAGGGCGACCUGCAGCCACGAAGCAAAAGCGGUAUGUGGGAGAAGGUGCGUGGGAUGCAGGCUUGGGCUGCAUCGAGGCUGCGGCGUCGUUGCUGCAAGAGCUCGCCGGGCCGGGGGUCACCGAGCAGGCUGAAGAGGAGAUCGCCGUUGUGCUCUCUCGCUGUGUGGCCGACGUGCGACGGCUUCGUCUGGAGCCACCAG